UAACUUGCCUGUCAUCCGUUCCUCGUUUUUUUUUGGGGGUUUUUUUUUGCCUGGGAUUUUGACCAAUCCUUUCACCCCCACCCGUUGCUUACUGCGGCUGCCUGGAGACCUGCGUUCAGCAAUGAGGGAUCCGAUCCGUUUUUGGGAACAAUCUCCCCAGUUGACCGGGUAUAAUGGCAGUUGGCAAAGUUUCCGGCUCCCAGGCCAGGCUAUGAGGACGGCUCGACUGGCCCUUGGCCGGUCAGUGUCUGGGCCCUGAACUUGGCCUGGUUGGCAUCUCAGCUCAUAUCUCGACAAUGCUCCUGUACCGAGCAUGUCACGUCAGCAGCGCAUACCAUGAGGGCCGCUCACCGCUCUUCAGCCUUGGUGGCCUCUGACCCCGCCGCCGUUUACACAGAUAAUCACCGAGGCAUCAUCUGCCCUUCCAUUUUUAUUCUCAACCCCGAUGGCGCGUCUCCACCCCAAAGUGCAGACUACCUGCGGAUGAGUGAUCAAAAGAGAGAUUAAAAGACAGUUCAGCCCACAUCACAAUCCAUGCUAAUUAUCUCAUGUUUCCCAUGUCACCAUGCGUUAUCCGGCCAGGAGCAACGCCGCCUACCCCGCCACGAGGUGGCCUUAAUACCGGGCAAUAUUGAUUCAGCUGCCAACGACACGCGGCGCUUUCCUAUUCCGUCCACUCGUUCUCCUACCCCUGUUUCCCCGGCCGGUGUUCUCGUGGCUUCAGUUCGGCCAUCUUUCGGGCCCCCAACGCGCCGCAUGGGGAUAUUGGUGGGUGGGUGCGGCAUCCUUCGUGCUGAUUUGACAAGGGCGCCACACCGUAUAUCAACUCCCGAGACCAGACACGACGAGACAGACGCAAGGGAGCCACCGGGGCGGGGACCCACGUUGCACGGCACCUUCGCGCGGCCCGCGCUUCACUCGAUCUCCAGCACAGGACGAGAUCAUGAACAUCGGUGGCCACAGCUCCCCAGAUCCAGUCUCUGGGCCUCGGAGUAAGCAGACCCUCGGCAGGGGCGGGGGAUCGCCUCUGAACGGGGGCGCGAGGAUGCAAACCCCAAAGCUGGCCGAAUGCAGAGGCCCCCCUCCCUGACCACGUAUCUCGUGGCAGGAGGGGCUACUCCCUCGCGCAUCUGUCGUGCAUGCGCACUGCUACGCAACACAACAGCCUGCGAGGAGUUUGGAUCCCUGCUAUCUGUGGAGGGGGAACAAUGGUGACGUUUUGGGGUUGCUGCUGCUGUGGUGUGGGUGCGAACGGCUGCAGAUGCGCGUUUGGCGAGCCUAGCUAAGGGCUAGAGGGUAAGAAGAAGAAAAAAGCGAGGAGCAAAAAAAAAAGGCAAAAAAGGAACACACCCAAUAACAUCCAUCGGCUUACUAGGGCGUUUUGCAAAUCCCUCAGAAACCUAGUCCUAGCCACGCCUGCCAGCUCCCGACUUAGCGUUCAAACCGGAAAGGCUAUCCCAUGUCGCUGGAAUCCGGGCAAAUUUGCCCCCAACCCGAUUCAACCCAUCCGCGUCCCUUUCAGCCCCAAAAAAAAUACGGGCCCCCAAUGGCCCAGUGCCUUGGUCUCGCUGUUCCCGGGGCAUCGAUCCUGCCGACCACAAGGAGGAUAUCCACCCUCUUUAUAUAGGGGGCUCCGGCCCAUGGGGCUCUCCAUGGGCCCGGUGGGUGAAGAAACGCUCUGCUGGAUCUGCCGCGACUGCGACUUUGGAAGAGCCAAGGUACAAACAGCGGAUCGGCAUCGGUUUGCAAGAUCGCUUAUCCUAGUGGACGAGAGGUUGCACCGCAUCCCUCGCUGACGAUCAAAAGCUUCGCCUCUUUCGACUAUCGGACCUGGCCGCCACUGCCUAUACCCGAUCACCAUCUCCACAAACGAGGAAGGAAAGAAGACAGAAGGGAAUAAAAGAGAAGCAGCAAAGGGGAGAGGUGCAAGAAAACGAGGACGAGAACGACUCAGACAGACAAAAAAAUCGAGGAGGGAGGGAACCAAAAUACGUACCUGCCCGAUGCAUCUCCGGUCGAUACUCAUCAUGGACGGCGACUCCAUGGACGGCAUCGGCAACAGCAGCAGCGGCAGCGGCGCGGACCGGCACCCGGAUUUCCCGAUGCUGCCGGCCGACACGCGCACGGACCGGGACGGCAACCCCGUCUACCACGGGGCUAUGCGGCUGCCGCGCCCGGCCGACCGCCGCGCCGUCUGCGAGUUCCUCGGCCUGGCCAACGCCAUGUGCGCCGGCGUCGUGGCCCACGCCGCGGCCCGCCUAGGGGGGGCGGCCUCGUUGUCGGCAGAGGGCGUCGUGCAGGUGCUCGUCGAGUCCUAUCUCUCCAGGGGCCGGCCUGGGGGCCCCGUGGUUCCGACGCGUCAUGGAUCCCAAGACGACCAGGGCCUGCAGCCCCGCUUCGCGGCCGGCAUCGGCGGCCGCGUCGAGAUUGCCCCGACCUGGGCCAGCCACAUGGUCGACUCCUCGUCUCCCUCGGUCUCCGCCACGACCGUCGCCGGCGGCCCGGCCUCCCCACCGCCCCACCAGUACUUCAGCACGCUGUUCCGCACCUCGGCGCGCGAGGACGCCGACGCCAUCGUCCGCAGAAACGCCGAGGUGCUCAUGCACCUGUGGGGCCAGCAGCAGCGGCAGCAGUAGCAGCAGCAGCAGCAGCAACAUGCGUCCGUGCAGAGCUACUUACAACGAACGAAGGUGGGGAGAGGAGCCAAGAGGGUGUGUGGGCAUCUCCGUCAUUGUGCGGGAAAGUGGUGCGGACAUUGGCGGCUGAGGCGUUCCGGCCUUCAUCCACCUCUGCUGCCCGAGGAGCUGGAGCGAUGCAUCGUUGCCUUUGGAGGCAUGUCCGAGAAUGACCAUGAUGGUUUGACGACUGACGACUGAUAGAGGAGAUACAUGGUGCAUGGCCGAGAAAGGGGAAUAGAGCAUAGCGUGGAGUUGGUCUGCUGUUUUAUACCAUCUGCUGCCAAUCAUACACUCUCGGCCAAACUAGAUAGGGGAUAGACUGGGAUUCCAGGGAGCGUUAGAGACAAGACGUGUAGGGAGUCUAUCGCUCACUACAUUUAGAAAGCUAGACGAGAUCAAGGACUUCGUAGAGCAUCAGAGUUGUCACACAGGUAUAAUAAUAAUAAUACUUUUGAUAAGUAGCUUAUGAG
Molecule: messenger RNA, 3148 nt
Organism: Gaeumannomyces tritici R3-111a-1
Lineage: Eukaryota; Fungi; Ascomycota; Sordariomycetes; Magnaporthales; Magnaporthaceae
Exons: 2
Coding region: 2004-2636 (210 amino acids)
Source: RefSeq, a predicted model, not a curated record